Molecule: messenger RNA, 1250 nt
Organism: Amphimedon queenslandica
Lineage: Eukaryota; Metazoa; Porifera; Demospongiae; Haplosclerida; Niphatidae
Product: alcohol dehydrogenase [NADP(+)]-like
Exons: 5
Coding region: 11-1114 (367 amino acids)
Biological process (GO): aldehyde catabolic process
Molecular function (GO): alcohol dehydrogenase (NADP+) activity
Source: RefSeq, a predicted model, not a curated record
AUAAAUAGAAAUGCUCGAGCCCCGCCCUGCACUCGGAACUUUAUUUCUUCCUAGCCUACUUGCAAUCUUUCUACUUUCCACAGCUGCUGCUCUUAUUCUGAGCUACUCAUUCCUUAGCUAUAGCUUGCAAGAGAAAGAAGAAGAGUCAACAAUGAGCGUGUCACUGUUUGAUGGACAGCAGAUCCCACUGGUUGGGCUCGGGACCUGGAAAAGCAAGCCUGGUCAGGUUGAGUCUGCAGUCAGUGUUGCUCUUGAUGCAGGGUAUAAGCUCAUUGAUGGUGCUCACGUCUAUGGGAAUGAGCAAGAGGUUGGAAAUGCUCUUAAAGAAAAAAUAGGUGCUGGUCUCAACAGAAAGGAUCUCUUCAUAGUUUCCAAGUUAUGGAAUACUAAGCAUCGUGAAUCUGAUGUUCGUCCGGCUCUGCUGAACACUCUUAAAGACCUUCAGUUGGAUUAUAUUGACCUUUAUCUCAUUCACUGGCCGAUAUCAUUCGUCCCAGGUGACAAUAAGUUUCCCAAGAAUCCUGAUGGAUCAAUGCAAUACGAUUCGGUCCCACCACUUGAGACAUGGAGAGCAAUGGAGAAACUUGUUGAUGAGGGACUAGUGAGAUACAUUGGACUAUCAAACUUUAACAGUCAGCAAGUUGACGAGAUAAUGUCAAACUGUCGUAUCCAGCCAGCAGUUCUACAGUGCGAGGCUCAUCCUUACCUCAAUCAGCAGCGUCUCCUUGAUCACAUCUCAAAAUAUAAGAUUGUAUUCCAAGCUUACAGUCCUCUUGGCUCUCCUGAUCGUCCAUGGGCUCGCUCCGGUGAGCCGGUACUACUAGAUAACCCUACGGUAGCAGAGAUUGGAAAGAGGUACAACAAGUCGGUGGCUCAGGUACUCAUCAGGUUCCAAGUUGAGAGAGGUGUUGUGGUCAUACCCAAGAGCGUCACUCCAGAGAGGAUUAGAAGUAAUUUUGAUGUUUUUGAUUUUAAGCUAACGCAGGAAGAAAUGCAAACACUAUUGGGUCUUGAAACGAAUUGGAGGGCAUGUCUCCCCACUAUUGAGGUGGAUGGUAAACAAGUCCCACGUGAUGCAGGGCACCCUCACUAUCCAUUUAACAUUCCUUAUUGAGGACUUUGCUGAUUUUGUUUAUUAUAUUAUUAUUCUUGCUGUUUAUUGUCUGCCUGCUGAAUUAUAUAAUAUACCAAUAGUUCCAUAGUAUAAUCAUAGAUACUUUAUUAUUAUUAUUAUUAGAAUUUACCAAAAA